This is a messenger RNA of Papaver somniferum (opium poppy), 1324 nucleotides long. Its product is annotated as wall-associated receptor kinase-like 22. NCBI's taxonomy places the organism in Eukaryota, Viridiplantae, Streptophyta, Magnoliopsida, Ranunculales, Papaveraceae. The record is from RefSeq and is a predicted model, not a curated record. Gene Ontology annotation, biological process: cell surface receptor signaling pathway; protein phosphorylation. Gene Ontology annotation, molecular function: ATP binding; protein serine/threonine kinase activity. The transcript is spliced from 2 exons. The coding region runs from base 1 to 1239 and encodes 412 amino acids. Gene Ontology annotation, cellular component: plasma membrane.
AUGUGUGUUGGAAUUGGUAUCCUUACAAUAAUUUUGAUCGCUUUGGUAUCUUGGUCAUGCCAUCGACUUGAGAAAAGAAAGCAAAGCAUACUAAAGCAAAGGCAUUUUAAAAGAAAUGGUGGAUUAUUACUAAAACAAAAAAUCUCGACAAAUGAUGGCAAAGUUGAAAAUGCAUCUACUAUCUUUCUUAAAGAAGAUUUAGAAAAGGCAACUGAUAAUUUUAACCAAAAUCGUAUUAUUGGUAAAGGAGGCUUCGGCACGGUUUAUAAGGGUAUGUUGUCAAACGGCAGGAUAGUAGCUAUUAAGAAGUCUAAACUGGUGGAAGAAAACCAAGUUGAUCAGUUCAUUAAUGAAGUUGUCCUUCUUUCGGAUAUAAACCAUAGACAUAUAGUGAAACUGCUAGGUUGUUGUUUAGAAACCGAAGUCCCAUUGUUGGUUUAUGAGUUCGUCUCUAACGGGAGUCUCUCAUCCCAUCUUCACGGUGAGGAUGGUCAUGAAUCUUCAAUAUCAUGGAAAGAUCGAUUAAGAAUUGCGUCGGAGAUUGCAGGAGCACUAGCGUAUUUACACUCCGAAGCUUCUAUACCGAUCUUUCAUAGAGAUAUUAAACCCGAUAACAUACUCCUAGAUGAGAAUUUCAAGUCUAAAGUGUCUGAUUUUGGACUAGCUAGAUCCUUUCCAGUAGACAAAACUCACGUAACAACAAAGGUGCGAGGAACACUGGGUUACUUAGACCCAGAAUACUAUUAUUCUGGUCAAUUUACAGAGAAGAGUGACGUUUAUAGUUUUGGAGUACUUCUUGUUGAGCUUUUAACCGGCCAGAAAGUUGUAUCGAAUAUGAGAACUGAACCAAACUUAGCAUUUCAUUUCUUGACAACAAUGAAGCAGAAUCAAUUGUCUACGAUUUUAGCAGCUAGAGUGGUUAAUGAAGGAGAUAAAGAUGAGAUUUUGGUUAUUUCUAAGCUUGUAAAGAGAUGCUUGAAGCUGAAUAUCAAAAAAAGGCCAAUUAUGAAAGAAGUGGCAAGUAGUUUGGAUGGGUUGAAAAAGUUUCGAGAGCCUUCAAUGGUCGAUGAACAAGACAAUAUCCUAGAAGAACAAGCUUGUCAUUUGCCGAUAUCUUUAACAAGCAGAAUAUUUGAGAUACAAAGAUUUGAAACUGCUGAUUCGUGCAUUUUAUCUGGAGAUACAGCGGAUUUUGAAAGUACAAAAUCCAGCAGCAGAAGAUACUCAAUAACUAGCUAGCUGGUGAACUUUAAUAUAUUGUAUUUGAUAUUUUUCUUUGACAUCUUCUAUAAUCUGCAAAUUUUGUUUAUCAAUAGAUACACUU